Thermochaetoides thermophila DSM 1495 is the source of this 312-nucleotide messenger RNA. RefSeq lists its product as uncharacterized. Bases 1 to 312 code for a protein of 103 amino acids. Gene Ontology annotation, molecular function: phosphate transmembrane transporter activity. The transcript has 3 exons. Gene Ontology annotation, biological process: mitochondrial phosphate ion transmembrane transport. Lineage: Eukaryota; Fungi; Ascomycota; Sordariomycetes; Sordariales; Chaetomiaceae. The record is from RefSeq and is a predicted model, not a curated record. Gene Ontology annotation, cellular component: mitochondrial inner membrane.
AUGCCUUUCUUCCCAAGCAUCCAAGCUAAUACGACUGCCAUCAUCAAGCCCGAGCCCGGCCACAUCAAGCUCUGCUCAGGGCAGCAUUAUGCGGCCUGCACACUCGUUGGUCUCCUUGUCUGCGGCUUAACCCACACCCUAAUAACUCCCCUCGACCUAGCCAAAGUCCGCCGCCACGUCGACUCCUCCCUCUACCCCUCCAGCAUCCGCGGUCUACAGCACAUCUACCGCCACGAGCUCGGCCUCCGGGGUAUUUUCACUGGCUGGGUGCCUACCUUCCUUGGCUACUCUGCGCAGAGCUCCUUCAAGUAG